Messenger RNA from Ylistrum balloti, 4270 nucleotides. RefSeq lists its product as uncharacterized. The transcript is spliced from 13 exons. The coding region runs from base 72 to 2027 and encodes 651 amino acids. The record is from RefSeq and is a predicted model, not a curated record. Lineage: Eukaryota; Metazoa; Mollusca; Bivalvia; Pectinida; Pectinidae. Gene Ontology annotation, biological process: proteolysis. Gene Ontology annotation, molecular function: serine-type peptidase activity.
CAUUGACACUAGUAGGUACGUCAACAGUCUUACGCAUCGUUACCAACUGGACAACAAAGGGUGUACGCAAAAUGAGUGUCAAAACAACAGCUUAUGGAUCAUGGACAUCGCCAAUCACCAGCAAAAUUGUCACUGACAGUAGUGUUCUGCUACAGGAGGUUAGGACAGACGCAAAAUGCCCAAAUGAUGUAUACUGGACGGAGAUGCGAUUUGAUGAGGGUGGGCGCUACGUUAUCUGUAAAAAGACUGUUGGCCAGGGCAAACCAUGUAUAUCACUUACACCAGCGGAAUUUAGUGCUAGGACCCUGGUUCAUGAAUAUGGAGGUGGAGCAUUCUUUGUCAAUAAUGGAAAGGUGUAUUUCUCAAAUUUCAAAGACCAGAGACUUUACAUGCAAAAAUCUGAGGUAGGAGCCAAUCCUGAGCCAAUUACACCAAAAGAUUGUGGCUUGAGGUAUGCGGAUGGGGAGCUUGAUGACAAGACAGGCAAAAUCUUCUGUGUGAGAGAAGAACAUAAAACAGGAGUCAAAGAACCUGUGAAUACUGUGAUAUCUCUUGACCCCUCCAGUCAACAACAGACAGUUUUGGUUCAGGGGUCAGACUUCUAUAGCCAUCCAAGAGUGUCACCUGAUGGAAAAACUCUGGCCUGGAUACAAUGGGAUCAUCCAAACAUGCCAUGGGACACCACUGAAUUGUGGAUUGCUGAUUUGAAUGAGGCUGGUGAUGGGAUCAGUGGUGCAAGACAGGUUGCCGGGGGUGAUAAUUGCAGCGUGAUUGAGCCUGGUUGGACCACAGACAACAAUUUACUGUACAUAAGCGACAAGUCUGAAUGGUGGAACUUAUAUAAGAUGACCUCUGAAGGGGAGCAUAUUAACCUAUUACCACAGGAGAAGGAGACAGGAGGUCCACACUGGGGUUUCAACUGUACAUCAUACAGUGUGAAUCCAUCAGGGAAUGGUCAGGUUGCCAUCAAGAUGGGAGGGGAGCUUGGAAUAUUGGAUCUGAAGACAAAAGUGUACGAUGUGAUUGAUAAAAGGUUUGCUUCUUACCGCUUCAUCAACUUCACAACAAAUGGCGAUAUUUUCUGUUAUGGAGCCAGUUCAACACAUUUUCCCUGUAUUGUCCAUAUACAGUCCAAUGAUAACAAGGUAAAUGUUAUCAAAGAGUCAAAGGUGCUGUCAAUUGACCAGGGAUAUUACAGUACACCAGAGGAGAUAACCUGGCUUACGUCAAAGGGAGACAAAUCAUAUGGUUACUUGUACAUGCCACAGAACAAAGACUUUAUAGGCAUUGAGGAUACCUUACCUCCGCUGCUUGUCAAGGUACAUGGUGGUCCCACCUCACAGUCAAGCAGUAAUUUAGACCUCAAGAUUCAGUACUUUACAAGUCGUGGAUUUGCUGUCCUUGAUGUCAACUACCGCGGGUCUACAGGCUAUGGGCGAACAUACAGAUUGAAACUACACAAAAACUGGGGUGUGUAUGAUGUGGAUGACUGCUGUUCUGGUGCUCAGUUCUUGGCAGUCUCUAAAAAAGUGGAUCCCAAUAAGCUGUGUAUUGAUGGAGGAUCAGCAGGGGGUUACACCACCUUGGCCUGUCUUGCCUUCAAAGACACCUUCAAAGCAGGUGCCAGUCACUAUGGUGUUAGUGACUUGGAGGCUUUGGCACAAGACACACAUAAGUUUGAAAGUAGAUACCUAGACUCACUGAUCGCUCCCUACAGUGGAGAUGGCAUCAACAUCUACAAGGCCCGUUCUCCUAUCAACUUUGUGGAUAACCUUACAUGUGCCAUGGCCUUCUUUCAGGGAGAUGAAGACAAGAUUGUACCUCCUAACCAGGCUCAGAUGAUGUUUGAUGCAGUAAAGAAGAAGAGCCUACCUACCAUGUUUGUCUUAUUUGAAGGAGAACAACAUGGCUUUAGAAAAGCAGAAAAUUUACAGACUGCCCUUGAUGGAGAGCUCUAUUUCUUCUCGAAAGUGUUUGGCUUUGAAGCUGCUGGUAUCACAUGUGAUGAAACCAUUUACAACUUGUGAAGAGGAAUUCUACAAAAUAAACAAGGUUGACUGUUAGAUGUUUCCUAGGAGUUCACUGUUAUUAGAGAUCAAGUAUCAUGGACAGAUUACAAUAAAUUGAAUAACAUAACAAGCGUAUCUAACAGCUAGUCACUCGGAUAUGAGUGACAUACAACAAGUCUUUAUAUCACUUGAUGUUUAUUGCUAGUUUAUAUAUGUAAAUUGUAGAUGACCUCUCCUGUUGAGCAUCUCCUGUGGGAUAUAACUUCUUCUGUAGAAUGUUUCCUAGAGGGAGAUGAUCUCUCCUGAAGAGCCUUUCCUAGAGAGAGGGAAAUGUCCUCUCCUGUAGAGUUUCUAGUAGAGAGAGGGAAAUGUCCUCUCCUGUAGAGUAUCUCCUAGAGAGUGGAAAUGAUCUCUCCUGUAGAGUCUCUCCUAGAGAGUGGAAAUGAUCUCUCCUGUAGAGUCUCUCCUAGAGAGUGGAAAUGAUCUCUCCUGUAGAGUCUCUAGUAGAGAGAGGGAAAUGUCCUCUCCUGUAGAGUCUCUCCUAUAGAGAGGGAAAUGACAUUGAUGAAGGAUGUCUCCUAAAGGUCAAUGAUCUCUAUAGCAGAGACUAGUCUAGAGAGAGGGAGAUGAUCUCUGGUGUAGAGUCUCUCCUAGAGAGAGGGAGAUGAUCUCUCCUUUGGAGUCUCUUCUAGAGAGAAAGAUACCCUCUCCUGUAGAUUCUCUCCUAGAGAGAGGGAAAUUACGUCUCCUCUAGAGUCUUUCCUAGCGAGAGGGAGAUGACCUCGCCUGAAGAGUCUCUCCUAGAGAGAGGGAGAUGAUCUGUCCUGUACCGUCUCUCCUAGAGAGAGGUACAGUUACUCCUAGAGAAAGGAGAUGACCUCUCCUGUAGAAUCUUUCCUAGAGAAAGGAGAUGACCUCUCUUCUACUGUCUCUCCUAGAGAAAGGAGAUGACCUCUCUUCUACUGUCUCUCCUAGAGAAAGGAGAUGACCUCUCUUCUACUGUCUCUCCUAGAGAAAGGAGAUGACCUCUCUUCUACUGUCUCUCCUAGAGAAAGGAGAUGACCUCUCCUGUACAGUCUCUCCUAGAGAAAGGAGAUGACCUCUACUGUAGAAUCUUUCCUAGAGAAAGGAGAUGACCUCUCCUUUACAUUCUCUCCUAGAGAGAGGGAAAUGACCUCUACUGUGGAGAUUCUCAUAGUGGAAAUGAUGUCUCCUGUAGAGUGUCUUCUAGUGAAAGAUGGCAUCUCUAGUAGGGCAUGACUCCUAUAUGGAGAUAUGUUCUCCAGUAGUGUGUUUCCUAGAGGGAGAUGAUCUCUCUUGAAGAGACGGAGAUGUGUUCUCUUGGAGGGUGCUACCCAGGUAAAUAGAGAUGACCUCUCUGAUUGGGUGUCUCCUAGAGGUAGAUGACCUUGAUGCAGCUUCACCUUGGGGAGAUUAUAUCUCCUGUAGAGUUUAUCCUAGAUAGUGAUAGCCUCUCCUGUAGUGUCUUGUAGAGGGAAAGGAUCCUCCAGUGCAUAUUAGAGGAGGAGUGUAGAGCAUGUUUCUUUGGUGGAUAUGUGCUCUCCAGUAGAGCAUUUCCUUGGAGAUGACCUCUCUUGUAGGGUGUUUCCUAGAGGGAGAUGACCCCUCCUGUGGGAGAUGAUCUGCCAUAUAGAUAUCUAUUGGGAGAUGGCAUCUCCUGUAGAGUACCUCUUAAGAUAACCACUUCCAUAGUGUCUCCUAGAAGGAAAUGCUUCCUCCAUAGAGUUUGUAAAGAGGGAGAUAACCAUCCGUGUAGAGUGUCUAUUAGAGGGAGAUGCUUUUCUAGUAGAAUGUAUCAAAUAUUAUAUAUAUAUAAUAAUAUCAAUGAAUGUAAUAGGGCUAUAAUACCAGUUUGCUUAUUGUUUUUUUUCUGGGCCCAUUUCCAUGGGGUUUUAUUUCAAUUUUUCACCAGCAUUUUCACUUAUGUACAUGAAUAUGAGAAAAAAAACCCACUUGCACUGUUGUGAGGUAUACUGCGUAGUUUCCUACAUAUGUAUACAUAGUAAACACUGGAUGAUACUUUCAUGUGCGGACACAUCUGUGCUCUUUGGUCCAUAUUUGAAAGGGUUUUCAUAUCUUGGUUUUCAAUUCUGUUUUAUAUUUAGUAUAUGAUUGUGACUAAUGUUUAUUUAGAUGUGAUAUAACAAACAUAGUCUAAUCAUUUAAUAUCAGCUUAUGGGUUUUUUCAAAGUGAAAUUUUGUGGUGAACAAUUUCAAAUAAAAAUUACUUGAAAAAAUUA